Octopus sinensis (East Asian common octopus) is the source of this 3778-nucleotide messenger RNA. RefSeq names its product phospholipase DDHD2. Bases 31 to 3648 code for a protein of 1205 amino acids. The record is from RefSeq and is a predicted model, not a curated record. Gene Ontology annotation, molecular function: metal ion binding; protein binding. Gene Ontology annotation, cellular component: COPII-coated ER to Golgi transport vesicle. NCBI's taxonomy places the organism in Eukaryota, Metazoa, Mollusca, Cephalopoda, Octopoda, Octopodidae. The transcript is spliced from 22 exons.
GCUUCCGGUUCUGUGACGUGGUUCAUAGCAAUGGCGGACCGAAGCCGCAAAGAAGCAACUCCUCCGCCUUUACUGCUUAUGCCAGCUAAUGGAGGACUUACGCUUAACCCACCCGAGCAGCCCAAUGUGUUAAUGCCUGUCGUGCAAUCAGAAACCGCUCCUUUGUUUUGUUCAGAUGAGGAGGCAGAGGCUGAUAGCUUUGUUGGACAGAAUGUACCAGAAAAUGCCACUUCUUCAGCCAGUCAGCAAGCAAGCCCUUUUAAUAUGUUUCAACAAUCUAAUUCUGCAAGUGUAGACCCUUUCUCACAAGUUGGUCACAAUCUUCCUUCUACGUCACAACAGAAGACCAUUCCAAAGACGGAUGCUCCUGUAAUGUUUACAUCAGCUUCUUUUCCAAAUAUGCCAUCUGUUCCUCAAAAGCCUCCCGAUCCUGUUACAACAAGUACCAUACCAGACAGGAGCAAACCACCAUCUAUGUCAUCUUUUGUUGCAGUUAGUUCACCAGAAGCUACUUCAACUCCCAACAGAUACAGACAAAAGGGCCCUUUACGAUACGCUCCACCACCAGCUGAAACUUACUCUCCUGCACAUCCAAAGAGCUAUAGGGCCCAGUCACAAGUAGGUCCUCCUCCCAAAGUCGGAGAAAUGCCCAUGUACGCAACUACUUCCUCUGAUCCCAGUAUGUUUCAUCAAAGCCAACAAAUGACAUCUGUUAAUUACCAACCACCAGUGGAUUGCAACGCUUCGUUUUACCAGCCGGUUCAAGCCCAUUGGUGUUUUUGCAAAAGAAUUGAAAACCGUGAAGUUUGGUUCCCAUUUUCAAUUGUUGAUUCAAUUAGGCUGGAGAAUGCAUUCCAGAAUGGUUGUGCUGACGGUGAGGUGGUUGCCACUGAUGGUGGCCGUUAUGACAUUCAAGUGGAUCAGAGGAUUCGUAAAGCUGUCUAUUGGAGCGAAGAUCAUACCCAUGUCCGUCGAAGUACUUGGUUUUACAAGCGAGAAGGAGACAACAAAUAUGUGCCUUAUACUGAAGCAUUCGCUCAAAAACUUGAGGAAGAAUAUAAAAAUGCUAUUUUUAACAAUUUAUGGCAUAAAAAACUUGAAUUUCCUGGCGGAGAAACCAUUGUAAUGCACAAUCCUAAUGUGAUAGUUCAUUUCCAGACUUCCUCUCAACCAGAUGAGUGGGGCACUAUAAAUUUGUCCCCGUCUAAUGAAUCCCAAUAUGCCGGGCUACAGAGUGUCUACUCCCUUCCGGGUGAACAAAUGAGACCACGUGUAGUUAAAAGAGGAAUUGAAGACUUUGCUACAGUAUAUGAUGGUGAAACUGGGAAAAUUGAUCAUCUUGUGUUUAUAGUUCAUGGCAUUGGACCUGUUUGUGAUAUACGCUUCCGCAGUAUUGUCGAAUGCGUCGAUGACUUCCGUUCAAUUUCACAGACCUUAUUGCAAUCUCACUUCAGUGAAGGCCUUAAAUCAGGCUAUGUUGGUCGUGUUGAAUACCUGCCAGUUUAUUGGCAUUCUGCAUUGCACAGUGAAGCUACUGGCAUAGAUAAUCAACUGAAAGCAAUAACCCUUCCAAGCACGCAGAAGCUUCGGCAAUUUAUCAAUGAUACAUUGUUAGAUAUUUUGUUUUAUACCAGCCCCAAAUACUGUCAGACAAUGUGUGAUACUGUUGGUUCUGAAAUUAAUCGUCUCUAUGAAUUAUUUUUAUCAAGAAACCCUACUUUCAAAGGAACUGUGUCAGUAUCUGGGCAUAGCUUAGGUUCAUCUAUUCUCUUUGAUUUGUUGUUGCAUCAGCACAAUCCUCAAAAUAAUCAGAAAUUAGGAGACAAAAGCAAGGACAUUAGUCCUGAACCUGCUCCUGUUCCAGAAGUGGACAAGGUAAAUGCAUUGGAAGAAGAUACAAGCCAAGAAACUGAGAUGACUCUUGAAGACUUAUUGGCCAAAGCUGGACUUCAAGAUAAAAUGGAAAUAUUUAAAAAUGAACAAAUUGAUAUUGAUGCAUUGAGUAUGUGUACUGAUGAGGAUUUGAAAUGUCUUGGUUUACCGAUGGGACCACGAAAGAAACUUCAGAAGUUGAUGACAGAAUUAAAACAGCACCAAGAAGAGGUUGCCAUGAAGCAGAAGAUAGAAGCUGAGAAGAAAAGAAAAGAGGAAGAGCAACUGAAAGAAGCAGAAACAAAUUUAAAAACAAAAUUGCUAAAAUGUGAGACAUCGAUUUCUGUUGACUAUUUGAUGGGUGUGGCUGGAACUGGACAACCCUUUGUUGAAUAUCCACAGUUACUCUUUCAUCCUGUUAGCUUCUUUGCUUUAGGCUCUCCUAUUGGAGUAUUUCUAGCUGUACGUGGGGUAGAAAAAAUGGGAGAAGAAUUCUGCCUUCCCACAUGUUCCAGAGUCUUCAACAUUUUCCAUCCGUUUGAUUCUGUGGCCUAUCGUAUCGAGCCACUUGUGAAUGCCCACGCUAGUAACCACAAACCAGUUCUAAUACCACAUCAUAAAGGCCGAAAACGUCUUCAUUUAGAAUUGCGAGAAAGUCUCAGCCGAGUUGGUUCUGAUCUGAAGCAAAGAUUUCUGGAUUCCCUGAAGAGUACCUGGAAUUCAAUCAAUGAAUUUGCAAGAGCUCACACUUCAAACCAAUCACUGGAACAACAUGUAGAAAAAGAAAUGAGUGAUGUUAUUAACCAGUUAGUUGUUACUGACGAUGAAUGUGAAACUGCAUCCAUUGCUUCUAGUCAUGAUGAGGAAAUCAGCAUGGGUCUGUUAAAUGAAGGACGCAGAAUUGACUAUGUCUUACAGGAGAAACCUAUUGAAAGCUUUAACGAUUAUUUAUUUGCACUGACUAGUCAUGGCUGCUAUUGGGAAUCUGAAGACACAGUGCUGCUUAUACUUAAGGAGUUGUACUCAAUAGUAGGAAUUUAUCCUCAGACGAAUUGGCCAGAUUCAAUGAACCGAAGUACAGUUGCACCUCCUUCUUCAGCUGUUCCUCUUACUUCACCUUCAACUCCUCUCCAAACACCUUCCUACUCAGAACCACAAUUAAAUUCUAAAAGACGAGAAUAUUCAAGUCCUGGUAGCUCUCAAGCCACUGCAAAUCAUUUUGGUGUAUUUUCCCCUGUGGGACCUCCUACUGGCCCUCCCCUAAAGGGACAUCCUUCAGUUGGUCCUCCCCCCAUGGGACCACCUCCAACAGGCCCUCCACCUAUGAGGCCUUCAGUUGGUCCUCCCCCUAUGGGACCUCCUUCAACUGGCCCUCCCCCUAUGGGACCUCCUUCAACUGGCCCUCCCCCUAUGGGACCUCCUUCAACUGGCCUUCCCCCUAUGGGACCUCCUUCAACAGGCCCUCCCCCCAUGAGACCUCCUUCAAGCCUUCCUCCCAUGGGACCUCCUUCAACAGGCCCUCCCCCCAUGGGACCUCCUUCAGUUGGUCCUCCCCCCAUGGGUCCUCCUUCAACUUCUACUCCCUCCAUUGCACCUCCUACAACUGCUCCUGUGUUAUCUCAUCUACCCAUGGGUCCACCUUCAACAAAUCUUCCUCCACCCAUGGGUCCACCUUCAACAGCUCCAUCAAUGAUACCCCCCACUACAGGUCCUCAAACGACUGGUAUGCCAGUUGGACCUCCUCCAUUGACAGGGUUUAUAAAAAACACCUACUAAAAUGGAAUGGAGGUUUAAUCUCUCAGAUCUGAACUAAGUUUCAUAUUCAAAGUAACAUUUAAUUUUACAUCUAGGUAGGUAAGACACUGACUUGUACUUAAAGAUAUGAAUAAAUGAAAACCAUUCCUCA